UUCUCGGCUAGGCGGUCAUGUGACCCGCUUAACACACCUCCCCGCGCUCUCCACGCUACCUGAGCCUGCCUGUAGGACCUCUUAUCUGCAGGGCUCUGCUGAUCCAUGGGGGGAGGGGAGAGUCCACAGGAAAAGGAAGAGGAGUCUGGAUCAGUCUCUGCUGCUGGACACACACACAUUACACUCUUACGGGACUCCCAAUAUUCCAUCUUUCUGCGAAAAAUAAUAAUAAUAAUAAUAAAAUAAGCGCAAUGAAGACGGGACGAGAAAUGGAUUUACAAACAGAUCUAUGAUUUCUCUCCUGCGCUAAAACAAUAGAUUUCACCUUAAAUUAACUCUCUGAUCCUGAUUGCCCUGGGAUCAGGUGGGCAUGUGCUGGGAAUAUUCACAUUUUUCCUUUUUUUCUUUGGAUCUUAAGAAAUAUCGUUUCCUGAUCACAAAAGAAAGCUGUUGAUUCUGCUUUUUUUUUUCUCUUCCUUUUAAUGACAGAAGCUGCUUCGUGACAUCAUGUGGACGGGAUGUCUGCUAUUACUUCAGGCUUUAACAGCCACGCUCGGACAUAUUCUUGAGCCUCGGAAACUUGCAGCGCUUCAGAAACCAGAAAAGGAAGUGUUCAUGGAUGAAGGGCCAGCCAACACGUUUUUUGUCCGCAAGCUGCUAUAUAACAGUUGGGAUUUUGAGAUGUUCACGCCGGGUAAUCUAGAAAGGGAGUGCAACGAAGAAGUGUGUAAUUAUGAAGAGGCUCGAGAGUGUUUCGAGAAUGACCAGCUGACCAAAAAAUUUUGGGACACGUAUCCACAUAAUGGAAAAGGAGACGUGUCAUCGUACUCCCCUGCAGUGGACGUGGCCGGCCUGGUAGCUGGACUUGUGGCAGGGCUUGUGAUACUGGUGAUGGCAGGAGCCGUAAUACUGUAUUGUGUAAAAUACAGAGCCAAGGAGACAUCUAGAGGGAGAGCCCCGGUGAAUCUCACCAGUAAUGUACCUCUGACCGAAGACCUACCAUUGACACAUCUACCAGUGGUUGAACCCAGCGCACCUGGACUUCCUUCCUACGAAGAAGCUUUAGAGGCAUCCGGCACGUACGACGCUCCCCCACCUCCGUAUCAGAGAGGUUCCUCCAGAUCAAACCAACCCAGCUGAAAAUAAAGUCACCACAUGUAGGUCCAGAACGUGGAGUGCGUCGGACAUGAAAACUGUUUUUUUGUGAGAAUGAAAUAAGACGGGUGCUUUUGUAUGUUUUGGUUUUUUUUUUGUUUUUUUUUUAUACAUUCUACAGGAAUAUUCUUCACUCACCAAAGAAAUAGCCAUUGAAGUUGUGUAUUGGUUGCUAUUCGUCUUUAGAGGUCCAUGGCCCAUUGGGUGCACAGCUCUAGAAAUAUUUCACGUCAACGUCUUAAACUCUGGGGUUUGUGUAAGAGAGAUGAGCCACAGAAUAUGUCUACGUUGGAUAAUGCCACGCUAGAAGCGCAUCUCCCUUGCACCCUAUUUACUAUAAGCAGUAUAGAAAAUUGGUCAGUAUGGCCACCUCUGGCCUUAACCUACGCUUUGUCCUUCAUGUAGAUAAAUCUAUAGCAUUUAACGGCUUUAGAAUUUAUUUCUGGGGGAGAAUCUC
Molecule: messenger RNA, 1612 nt
Organism: Spea bombifrons (plains spadefoot toad)
Lineage: Eukaryota; Metazoa; Chordata; Amphibia; Anura; Pelobatidae
Gene: PRRG2
Product: proline rich and Gla domain 2
Exons: 7
Coding region: 508-1140 (210 amino acids)
Cellular component (GO): extracellular region
Molecular function (GO): calcium ion binding
Source: RefSeq, a predicted model, not a curated record